Messenger RNA from Trichoplax adhaerens, 213 nucleotides. RefSeq lists its product as uncharacterized. The record is from RefSeq and is a predicted model, not a curated record. Gene Ontology annotation, molecular function: DNA-binding transcription factor activity, RNA polymerase II-specific; RNA polymerase II cis-regulatory region sequence-specific DNA binding. The annotation marks the transcript as partial. Gene Ontology annotation, biological process: DNA-templated transcription; regulation of transcription by RNA polymerase II. NCBI's taxonomy places the organism in Eukaryota, Metazoa, Placozoa, Uniplacotomia, Trichoplacea, Trichoplacidae. The transcript has a single exon.
AGUAACAGUAGGAAAUCAUUGAAUAAAUACAGUGAUGAAUACCGUCGUAAGCGUGAACGCAAUAAUGAAGCGGUACGAAAGAGCCGCAAGAAGACGAAGCUAAAAUCGAUGGAAACCCAAGAAAGGGUCAUGCAAUUAAGCAUGGAGAAUGAAGAAUUAAAGACAAAGUUAUCACUAUUAACAAAAGAAUUAUCCGUCUUGAAAAGCUUAUUU